AUGGCAUUGAUUUUGUCCUUAUCUCUCACAUCUCUUUAUUCUCAAUCUCUGGUACGCUAUUUCUUCAUUCUUCUUCCAAUUCUAACUCUCUCUACUAUUUCCAUUCCCUCACUCACCAACGAUUGCGGUUUCUCCCAGGACACCAAGAAAAUCUCCAAUUCUUCUUCCUCUGCGGGCAGAAGCAACAGCAGGAUUGAAAGUUGUUCUUCUUCGCCAUCCUUCCAACGAAGAAAGAUGCUUCUCUCAUCCGUCGCCAUUGUCGCCGGAACCUUCUGCAGCACCUCAGUCCACGAAAUCGCUUUGGCAGCUGAAUUUGCCGAUAUGCCAGCGCUUAGAGGGAAAGAUUAUGGCAAGACAAAAAUGCGAUACCCAGACUAUACUGAAACUGAAUCAGGACUCCAAUAUAAGGACUUGCGACCUGGGAAUGGCCCGACACCCAAGAUGGGAGAGACAGUAGUGGUUGACUGGGAUGGCUACACCAUAGGUUAUUAUGGCCGCAUAUUUGAAGCACGGAAUAAAACCAAGGGUGGUUCCUUUGAGGGUGAUGACAAAGACUUCUUCAGGUUCAAAAUAGGUUAUAAUGAGGUGAUACCGGCUUUUGAAGAGGCUGUUUCAGGCAUGGCUCUUGGGGGCAUUAGAAGGAUAAUUGUGCCCCCGGAACUUGGAUAUCCUGAGAAUGAUUUCAGUAAGGGUGCCCCAAGACCAACAACGUUCUCGGGCCAACGAGCCUUGGAUUUUGUGUUGAGGAAUCAAGGGUUGAUAGACAAGACUCUCUUGUUUGAUAUUGAGCUGUUGAAGAUUAUUCCGAAUUGA
Molecule: messenger RNA, 813 nt
Organism: Sphenostylis stenocarpa
Lineage: Eukaryota; Viridiplantae; Streptophyta; Magnoliopsida; Fabales; Fabaceae
Source: the annotation of a GenBank genome assembly